Aureococcus anophagefferens is the source of this 1566-nucleotide messenger RNA. RefSeq lists its product as hypothetical. Gene Ontology annotation, molecular function: NAD binding; UDP-glucose 6-dehydrogenase activity. Gene Ontology annotation, biological process: glycosaminoglycan biosynthetic process. Gene Ontology annotation, cellular component: cytosol; nucleus. The transcript is spliced from 2 exons. NCBI's taxonomy places the organism in Eukaryota, Pelagophyceae, Pelagomonadales, Pelagomonadaceae. The coding region runs from base 67 to 1482 and encodes 471 amino acids. The record is from RefSeq and is a predicted model, not a curated record.
GCGAUCGCACUGAGCCGCGGUGAAAUAAUUAGAGGCGCAGUCACACUUCAAAGCAACCGAGGCACCAUGGGCUACGACCUGAAGAUCUGCUGCAUGGGCGCGGGCUACGUCGGCGGGCCGACGAUGGCGGUCAUCGCGAAGAAGUGCCCGAACGUGCUCGUGACCGUCGUCGACCUGAGCCAGAAGCAGAUCGACGCGUGGAACUCGAGCGCGCUCCCCAUCUACGAGCCGGGCCUCGAGGAGGUCGUGGCCGUGGGCCUGAAGCGGGGCAACCUCGUCUUCUCCACGGACAUCGAGGGCACGAUCGCCGCGGCGGACAUCGUCUUCAUCUCCGUGAACACGCCGACCAAGACCGCGGGCAUCGGCGCGGGCCGCGCGGCGAACGUGAAGAACUGCGAGCUCUGCGCGCGCACCAUCGCCAAGGUCUCGACGUCGGACAAGAUCGUCGUCGAGAAGUCCACGGUGCCCGUGCGCACGUCCGACGCGGUCCGCGCGGUGCUCGAGCACGGCGCCAAGCCCGGCGUCAAGUUCCAGGUCCUGUCGAACCCCGAGUUCCUCGCCGAGGGCACGGCCGUGCCCGACCUCGAGGAGCCGAGCCGCGUCCUCCUCGGCGGCAUGCAGACGCCCGAGGGCCUCGCGGCCGUCAAGGUCGUCGCGGACGUCUACGCGCAGUGGGUGCCGCGCGAGAAGAUCCUCACGACGAACCUCUGGUCGUCGGAGCUCUCGAAGCUCGUGGCCAACGCCAUGCUCGCCCAGCGCGUCUCCUCCGUGAACUCCAUCUCCGCGCUCUGCGAGGCGACGGGCGCGAACAUCGGCGAGAUCUCGCGCGCGUGCGGCACGGACCCGCGCAUCGGCCCCAAGUUCCUCCAGGCCUCCGUGGGCUUCGGGGGCUCCUGCUUCCAGAAGGACAUCCUGAAUUUGGUGUAUUUGUGCGAGACCUACGGCCUCCGCGAGUGCGCGGAGUACUGGAACUGGGUCGUGAAGAUGAACGAGUACCAGAAGAGCCGCUUCAGCCUCAACAUCGUCAAGUCCAUGUUCAACACGGUCACGGGCAAGAAGAUCGCCCUCUUCGGCUUCGCCUUCAAGAAGGACACGGGCGACACGCGCGAGACCGCCGCGGCGUUCGUCGCGCGGGACCUCGUCGACGAGCAGGCGCGCGUCCACGUCUACGACCCCCAGGUGAGCCGCGAGACCAUGAUGACCGAGUUCAAGUACACGCUGAACCUCACGGAGGCGACGAAGCCCGGCUUCUCCGACCUCAUCGUCACGUCGCCGGACCCCUACGCCGCGGCCGAGGGCGCGCACGCGAUCGCCGUCGUCACGGAAUGGGACGAGUUCAAGACGCUCGACUACCAGAAGAUCUACGACUCCAUGGCCAAGCCCGCCUUCCUCUUCGACGGCCGGAACAUCAUCGACGCCGACAAGUGCCGCGCCAUCGGCUUCCAGGUCUACUCCAUCGGCAAGCCCGUCGGCAUGAACUAGGCGCGCGACCGAAAGCCCGGCGGCCGCCCGGGGCGCAGCACGGCCGCCACCCGCCCCCGCAUCCCCCUAAACGACGCUCAAACG